UUUCUGCUAUUCUCCUUAUCCUGUAUGUUGUAUGCUAUCUCUUAUUGUAGAUACUAAGGGAGAUUAACAGAAGUUAAGGUUAUUGAGAAUGAAGUGUAUGAGUAGUUUAUUUUCUCUUAUUGUAUAUUAGCACUUGUUCUGUAUAUUUACAUGAAGUAUAUAAGACAACGAUCAACUCAAAAGAAGUCUAGCAUUAGAUCAAAGGGGAACUUCAUUACUAAGAGCAAAAGAGCUUGGGUUCUGGAGCCAUUGGAAAAGUUUUACAAGAUAGUAGAAUUAGUUUUGAGUAGGUAGUCCAUUUGGUACAGGAGAAAUAAUGUAACUAAGCCUGAUGCUAGAUAUGCUGAAUUCAUGUUCUGCAGAAUUAAUGAGUGAAGUCCAAGGAAAAACAGGUUAAGAGUAGGAAAAAUUUAUUGAGAUAACUCCUGGGAGGCAGGAGUUGCCAAAGAGCCCACUUCUCAAAGGAAGUUUUUACAGCAAAAUCAUGAAGUCAGUACAACAUGGGUCAAACUAUAAUCAACCAAGAUGUGCAAGUUUACAGUCAUGCAGGCGUCAGUCGAAGUGUUGCUAUAGUGACUGCUUUUGUGAUGAAGACUGACCAGCUGACUUUUGAAAAAGCCUAUGAGAUCUUGCAGGCUCUCAAGCCAGAAGCUAAAAUGAAUGAGGGGUUUGAGUGGCAACUGAAAUUAUACCAGGCAAUGGGAUAUGAAGUGGACACCUCCAGUGCAAUUUAUAAGCAAUAUCGUUUACAAAAGGUUACAGAGAAGUAUCCAGAAUUGCAGAAUUUACCUCAAGAACUCUUUGCUGUUGACCCAACCACCAUUUCACAAGGAAUGAAAGAUGAAGUUCUCUACAAAUGUAGAAAGUGCAGACGAUCCCUUUUUCGAAGUUCCAGCAUAUUGGCUCAUCAUGAAGGAAGUGGUCCUGUAGCCUUUGCUCACAAGAGGACGGCACUGUCCCUUUCGCUUAGCCCAGGCAGUCAGGCUCAGUGCACCUCCUACUUCAUCGAGCCUGUGCAGUGGAUGGCAGCUGCAUUGCUGGGAGUGAUGGACGGACAGCUUCUUUGCCCAAAAUGUAGUGCUAAGUUGGGUUCCUUCAAUUGGUAUGGUGAGCAGUGCUCCUGUGGUCGAUGGAUCACCCCGGCGUUUCAAGUACAUAAGAACAGAGUGGAUGAAAUGAAAACGCUGCCAGCUUUGGGAUCACAAACAAGAAAAUGAUGGACUUGUGACAUUGGGUAACGUGGAAAGAAACCUGUUGGUGAUUCGUGUUACCUUUGCUUAUCAUCAUUCAUGGCUGAAUAGCUAGUGUUUAGGCCAUUUCAUUUGGAAUGUGAGAAGACAAAAAUCACUUGAUGUUACGUGGAAUUAUGCUUUAUUAUAUAUUACAUAAUAUAAGUAGAAUAUAUGACAAAUUUUUAAUCAUGUACAUUUUAUUUGAUUUGAUAUUAAAAGCAUUUAUAAACCAGA
Octodon degus (degu) is the source of this 1466-nucleotide messenger RNA. RefSeq names its product dual specificity phosphatase 12 (gene Dusp12). The record is from RefSeq and is a predicted model, not a curated record. NCBI's taxonomy places the organism in Eukaryota, Metazoa, Chordata, Mammalia, Rodentia, Octodontidae. Gene Ontology annotation, biological process: protein dephosphorylation. Bases 501 to 1217 code for a protein of 238 amino acids. Gene Ontology annotation, cellular component: nucleus. Gene Ontology annotation, molecular function: protein tyrosine/serine/threonine phosphatase activity. The transcript is spliced from 6 exons.